AUGGGCGAGUCCAAGUGUCCCUACAAGGCCCAGGCCAAUGUGGCCGGCGGGGGCACGCGUAACACCGACUGGUGGCCCGAGCAGCUGAAGCUCAACAUCCUCCGCCAGCACACCUCCACCACCAACCCAUUGAAGGCCGACUUUGAUUAUGCUGCUGCCUUCCAGAGCCUGGAUUACUUCGCUCUCAAGAAAGACCUCCAUGCCCUGAUGACCGACUCCCAGGACUGGUGGCCUGCCGACUUCGGCCACUACGGGGGUCUCUUCAUCCGCAUGGCCUGGCACAGUGCUGGCACUUAUCGGGUCUUUGACGGCCGUGGCGGUGGAGGGCAGGGUCAGCAGCGGUUUGCCCCCCUCAACAGCUGGCCCGACAACGUGAGUCUAGACAAGGCUCGUCGGCUCCUGUGGCCGAUCAAGCAGAAGUACGGCGACAAGAUCUCCUGGGCCGAUUUGCUGCUGCUGACGGGCAAUGUGGCCCUCGAGUCCAUGGGCUUCAAGACCUUUGGGUUCUCGGGUGGCCGCCCGGACACCUUCGAGGCCGAUGAGUCGGUCUAUUGGGGUGGGGAGACAACCUGGCUGGGCAACGAUGUCCGGUACUCCGAUGGCAAGCCCGGUGUGGCGGCGGAGGGAGUGGUCGACAGCGAUCAAUCCCCCCACCGCGACAUUCACAAGCGAGACCUGGAGAAGCCCUUGGCGUCGGCGCACAUGGGUCUCAUCUAUGUCAACCCCGAAGGUCCGGAUGGCAAUCCCGACCCCGUGGCUGCGGCUCGGGACAUCCGCGUCACCUUCAGUCGCAUGGGAAUGAACGACGAAGAGACGGUCGCCCUCAUCGCUGGCGGCCACAGCUUCGGCAAGACCCACGGGGCUGCCCCGUCCAGCAAUGUAGAGGCAGAGCCUGAAGGCGCGGGCCUUGAGUCGCAGGGACUCGGCUGGAAGAACAACCACCAGUCCGGCAAAGGCCCCGACACCAUCACCAGUGGCCUGGAGGUGAUCUGGACCAAGACUCCCACCAAGUGGAGCAACGACUACCUGGAGUAUCUGUUCCGCUAUGACUGGGAGCUCACCAAGAGUCCCGCAGGGGCUCACCAGUAUGUGGCCAAGGACUCCGAGGCCAUUAUCCCGGACGCCUACGAUUCCUCCAAGCGCCACCGGCCGACUAUGCUCACCACCGAUCUCUCCCUCCGCUAUGACCCUACCUACGAGAAGAUCUCGCGUCGUUUCCUCGAGAACCCCGAUCAGCUGGCCGAUGCCUUCUCCCGCGCCUGGUUCAAGCUUCUCCACCGCGACAUGGGCCCCCGCACUCGGUACAUCGGACCUGAGGUCCCCACCGAGGAGUUGAUCUGGCAGGAUCCCAUCCCUGCCGUCAACCAUCCUCUCAUUGAUGCCAACGAUAUCGCCUCCCUCAAGCGCACCAUCCUGGAGAAGAGUGGCGUCGACCGGUCGAAGCUGGUGUCGACGGCGUGGGCGUCCGCCUCGACCUUCCGGGCCAGCGACAAGCGCGGCGGUGCCAACGGCGCCCGCAUUCGCCUGCAGCCCCAGCGGGAUUGGGAGGUGAACCGUCAGCCCGGGUUGCAGGAGACCCUGACCGCUCUAGAAUCCAUUCAGAAGGAGUUCAACGGCUCUGCUUCCAACGGAAAGAAGGUCUCCCUGGCCGAUCUGAUCGUGCUGGCUGGCAGUGCGGCUGUCGAGCAGGCGGCUCGUGAGGCUGGCCACAACAUCCAAGUCCCCUUCAUCCCCGGUCGGGCGGAUGCCUCGCAGGAGCAGACUGACGUCGAAUCUUUCAGUCAUCUGGAGCCGGUGGCCGAUGGCUUUCGCAACUACGGUCGCUCGACCCCUCGCGUGCGCACGGAGCAGUUCCUCGUGGACAGGGCUCAUCUCCUCAGUCUGUCUGCGCCGGAACUGGCCGUCCUGGUCGGGGGUCUGCGCGUGCUGAACGCGAACUACGAUGGAUCGUCUCACGGGGUCUUCACCUCCCGACCGGGGCAGUUGACGAACGACUUCUUCGUCAAUCUGUUGGAUAUGAGCACGGACUGGAAGGCGACCGAUGCCAGUCGGGAAUUGUACGAGGGCACAGACCGUAAGACCGGCCAGCGCAAGUGGACGGCCACGCGCGCGGACCUGGUCUUCGGCUCGCAUGCCGAGCUGCGGGCGAUCGCCGAAGUUUAUGGGAGUGUCGAUGGUCCAGCUCGAUUUGUCAAGGACUUUGUGGCCGCUUGGGACAAGGUCAUGAACCUGGAUCGGUUUGACCUCAAGAAGCAGACGAUUGUGUCCUCUCGAUUGUAG
Messenger RNA from Aspergillus aculeatus ATCC 16872, 2280 nucleotides. RefSeq names its product catalase/peroxidase. The transcript has a single exon. Gene Ontology annotation, biological process: cellular response to hydrogen peroxide; hydrogen peroxide catabolic process. Bases 1 to 2280 code for a protein of 759 amino acids. Gene Ontology annotation, cellular component: cytosol. Gene Ontology annotation, molecular function: heme binding; catalase activity. NCBI's taxonomy places the organism in Eukaryota, Fungi, Ascomycota, Eurotiomycetes, Eurotiales, Aspergillaceae. The record is from RefSeq and is a predicted model, not a curated record.